Molecule: messenger RNA, 10400 nt
Organism: Agrilus planipennis (emerald ash borer)
Lineage: Eukaryota; Metazoa; Arthropoda; Insecta; Coleoptera; Buprestidae
Gene: Vps13D
Product: vacuolar protein sorting-associated protein 13D
Exons: 40
Coding region: 241-10101 (3286 amino acids)
Biological process (GO): mitochondrion organization; protein targeting to vacuole; protein retention in Golgi apparatus
Cellular component (GO): extrinsic component of membrane
Source: RefSeq, a predicted model, not a curated record
UCAAGGCCAUUGUUGUCAAAAGGUUAUUUUUCGGUUUUAAAACGCAGAAAAUAUAAAAAUACAACUUAAUUGUAAAUUUAAUAUGAAGAGUUGAAAUCCAAAGAUUCUGCUAUAAUAUCAGGUUCUCACGUGAGUAAAUCAUUUUGCCCAAGAAAUUUUAAAAACUGCAUCUUAAAAUCAAAAAGGAAUGUUUUUUAAUGCCAAUUAUUUUCACAGUAUUUAUGAGUAUAUUGUACAAUUAUGUUAGAGGGUCUUGUGGCAUGGGUACUAAAUAAUUAUCUAGGAAAGUAUGUAGAGAAUUUAAAUACUGAUCAGCUCAGCAUUGCAUUAUUAUCAGGUCAAGUUGAAUUAGAAAAUUUACCUUUGAAAAAGGAUGCAUUAAGACAUUUAGGACUCCCUAUUGAAAUAGAAGCUGGUUUCAUUGGUAAAAUAAUUUUGCAAAUUCCAGUAAGACAAAUUCGGUCUGCACCAUGGGUUAUCAUAAUAGAUCAACUUUAUGUUGUUGCAAGCCCAUUAUCUGUACAGGAAUGGGAUUCAAAGUUAGAACAUCUUACUGUUCACGAGCAGAAAUUGAGUGCCUUAGAUGCUUUAGAAGCACAGUGGCGCUUAGAAAUGGAAUCCAAAGAUAAUUCUGCUUACUAUUAUGCUUCAACAUAUUCAUCAUGGCUUAAUUAUGGUACUGGGCUUAUUACAGAUAUCAUAGAAAACUUACAGCUUAAAAUCCAUGAUGUGCAUAUACGAUAUGAAGAUUGCUUCAGUAUAACAAAUAAAACAGUGGCUUUUGGUGUUACCAUGGAAUCUCUUUCAGCACAAAGUUGUGACUCAAAUUGGGUACCUGAAUUUACCCACUGGCACAGCUCUGCCGCUUCCUUUAAAUUAAUAGACAUGCAAAAAUUGGCUGUUUAUUGGAUAACUUUGGAACAAGGUCAAAACUAUUCAAAUAUAGACAUGGCAGAUUUGAAGGCACUUUUAUCUCAAAUUAAAAACAGUUCAUUCAACCAACAUUACAUUUUGGAACCUGUUAGUGCUCAGGCUCAUUUAAAGCAUAACAGAAGUGAAAAACCACUGAGAUCUCUUAGCACUCCACGAAUUGUUUGUGAUCUACAAAUGGAUGAAGUUGCUUUAUCUUUAGUUGAUUGGCAGUAUGAGCAAAUUAUAAAAUGUGUUAAUGGUUUGGAUGAUAUAGCUAGACUGAGGAAAUUUAGGUUGUAUAGACCUGAGUGUUCUGUAAAAGAAGAUGCAAAAUCUUGGUGGCUUUACGCUGUAUGUUGCAAUUUUAGCGAUAAACUACCAAGUUUUUGUAAACCAAAACCUACAUGGAAUUCAUGUCUUCAACGUGCAAAAGAAAAUGUAGCAUAUGUUAAACUGUAUGUGGAUAUUUUAAGUACUCCUACUAUGGCACUUACACCGGAUAAUAAAAAAUUAAAGGAUGCAGUGGAAUGGGAUAGGGAUUAUAAUGAAUUAAAAGUCCUUAGAGAGAUUGCUAUGAGAAAAGUUCCUGCAGCAAGUCUGAAUACAAAUACUACAAAUUCAGCUGGUAGAGGUAUUCUUGUCCGAUGGUUUCCAACGUGGAUGGGGUGGUAUUCUUCAAAUUCAAAUUUAGGAACCACAGUAAGCCUUGAUCACCCUCCAAGCCAAUUGGAAGGCGAAAUAUUGGAAGCUCUUUCAGAUUCUAUAGCUAAUAAUACUCUUCUGAAAAGGGACAUGGUAUUUGGUCAAUUUAAUUUUACCUUAAACAGCGGUACCCUUAAUUUAUGUACCACAGGUGAUAACGGUAAUAGCAGUGUUCCUAUGAUAGAGUUUCAAUUCAAAAAUUUGUCGCUAAAAGUAACUAGUUGUCCUAGAACUUCGUCGCAUACUCUUGAAUUAUCUUUGGGAGCAAUUUAUCUCAGAGAUAAACUUACGGAGCACAGUUUAUUUCCUAUCCUAGUAGGGCCACCUGAUCAAGAAAGAGUAAUACAGUUGACUCGUACAAAAGGUUCUAAUCCCAAACUGUCAGCAAGAGGCGGAGGUGAAGAACGUUCUGAACCUUUAUUCAGUUUAUUAUAUGAAAAACGAUCAGAAAAUUCAGGCUGUGAUUAUAAGUUAAGUGUUAAGUCCAAAUCAUUAGAUGUAGUCUACCAACCUUUAGCAAUAAAGUGGUUAGUUGAAUUCGCGUGUCAUCCCCAUCAAACGAUAAUAACCCAAUCGAGCAUUGAAGCAAUGAAGACGCGUACUAAAAAAGAACUUAUUAAAAAUUGGGAACAAAUAAUAGAUGGAAGAUUGAGUAGCAGAAAAAGUUGGGAAUUGAAUUUGGACAUAUCAACCCCUCAAAUUAUUUUUGUAGAAAAAUUUACUGAUCCUAAUUCUGCAGUGGCUAUAGUUGAUUUUGGAAAACUUCAUCUCCAAAAUACCACUAACGUUGGAAAAAAUGAUAUAAAUGAUCUAACGAAAAAAGACAGUGAAGAUGAUGAAAUGUUUAUGACGCCUUGUUCAACUCCGCCGGGAAGCGAAGAAGAUAAUUCAGAAACAUUAACUUCUGGCGUAACCCCUCAACAGCAACAAAUUCUAGACGACGUUUUAAAUGAACAAUCUCUCCAUCAGAAACUAUAUGAAAGUUAUGCUGUCGAAUUAACCGAUCUGCAGGUUUUGAUAAGCAAGGCGAAAGACAAUUGGCGCUAUGCUCAUAAUAAAGGAACAUCACCAUUACACGUUCUAGAUCGAUUUAACAUAUCCAUGCAAAUUGAACGAUGUAUAGUACAUACAUGUGACCCUCUUUACCCUAGUUUGACUGUGAAUGCCAAUCUGCCAAAGCUUGUAGCUCACGUAAAUGAACAAAAAGUUGCAGCUGCCAAGUCACUUGUUGAUAGCGUUAGUAUUGCGGGAUUCCCAUCUCCAUUUAGCACACCUGAAAACAUAGAUUUAGAAAAUACAAUUUUCUCUGAUGAAGAUGAAUCAUCAAGUUUGGACAUGAGUUUAGAAAUGUCCAGAUUGUUAAUCUUCCAAUUUUCUAUUGACCAAUUGGCGUUAGAGGUACAAAGUAGAGGUCGAAGUAUAGCUGAACUUCAGGUAGCUGGCGUUAGGGCUUCAUUCAGCAGGAGACCCGUUGACAUCAGCAUUAAUCUCUCCGUUCACAGUCUACUACUUGUUGAUGCUUUGCAAACAUUCGGACCUGAUUUUGAACUUCUAGUGGCUAGUCAUAAACACGUAGGAAUGGAUUCGAUGUCUGGAAGUCUUAGAGAUAGUGAACCAACAUCUCCAACGUCUCCUGCUAGUCCUGAUCCUGGACAUGUCUCUUCUAUGAGUAUAACAUCUCCAUUGGCUAUUACACAAGCUCUAAGUAAUUUGACAUCAUCUCCUCCACAUUCGUUUGUCCCUUCUCCUCUUCCGCGACUUACAACUGCAUUGGAUUCUGAAGCGUUGAUUACCGUGGAAAUAGUUUUGAUAACGGGACUGGAACCAAUGCAUAUUGCUAAUAUUCAAUUCAACAAUCUUGAUAUAAUUGCUAACCAAGAAACCAUUGUGGAACUUAUGGGAUUCACACAUCGGGUAUUCCCAGAUAUUAAUAAUAAGAAAUACACCGGAUUGCAAGUGAGACGACCUGAGGUUACUGCAUCAACUGAUACAAUUGAUGCCCCUGACGAAUUAACUCCUUCAUCUAAUAUUCGUCGCACAGAAAUCACAUUUGACUUUCAUAGACUCAAUGUUUUACUUUUGAGAGGCGUUGUUAAAGACGGUUGUCUUAUUGGAAAAAAAAUUGCAACAGCAAGUAUGUGCGAAGCCAGAAUACAGGCAACUGUUGACAAGGGGGUAUUGGUAGAGGGAUCUUUGGGAGGUCUGCAAAUGGUUGAUUUAACCUCAGAAGGUCAAAUUCAUCAAAGAAUUGUUAGCGUGGGUCAUGACCCCCUCUCUGAAACUCCGCAUCCGAUGUAUUUGAUGUCCCAGGCCAACCAGGACAAAGUGCAUAAAGCAUUUAGUUUUAAGAUAAAAAGGGACGUCAAAUCUUCUGAAAAUGAUAUAGCCGAUAUUUCUAUAAGAAUGGCAUCAGUAUGGUAUACACAUUCGCCAACAUUUAUAGGAGAAUUUCAGUCUUGUGCCACCGAAUUUAAACAGUAUUUUGCCAAUUUGGCCAGGUCAAUAAGGGCAGCAGCUACUGACAUGGCUUUAGGGCUGGUGCAAUCAAAAACUGAAGCAUUAGCCCAAUCACUCUAUAUUAACUCAAGAUUAUCGUCUUCCCUGUAUGGAAGUGCCAUGUCGUUUUCAGAUGCACUAACACCAAGAAAACGUUUUCGACGUUCCAGUUCCAAUCAAGAUCCUAGUGAGGGAGUUACUGGUUACUUCUCUGCAAGAGACACUGUUGAUCAAACCCCUUACAGUCCAGAAGACGAUGAAGAUAUUGUAAUAAACAUAAAAUUAGAUGUAGUCUUGGAUAGUCCUGUUGUUAUAUUACCAAGGUCGAGUAACAGUCCCGAAGUAUUCGUUGCUCAUUUAGGAAAAAUUUCAGUCACAAAUCGCAACGAAACUCCUGAAAACGGCAAAUGGAAUAUUAGGACAGAGUACUAUAAUGUCGAAGUGAGAGAUAUGAAUCUUUAUUCCUUAGAUACGAGUUCCAGAAGAACACCAGGUCCUAUAAUGAGUAAAGUGGAUACUUUGUAUGCGUGUGAUUCACUGGCAAAACCGAUUCUGUACGAUACCAUUUUACAGUUGAAUAUUGAGCGCGAAGUUAACAUAGAUCCGCAGUGUAGACAUCGGAGUUUGUCAAACUUGUUAGAGGAGGAUUACCAAACCGAUUGUCAACCUUAUGAUGACGUCGCUGUUCUCGAGAAUAUUCAAAUUUCCGGUACAUUCGUAACUUCGCUUAAACUAUCGCUAACUCGUACGCAGUACGAACAGCUGCUGGCUACUUUACAAUUUCUAACGACUUCGUUUAAUUUGAAUAAUACUGAAGAAACUCCUCGGGCAAGUUCCCGCAACGUAUCUUCUCUUGCAGAUAUUUGUGAGGAAGAUACAGGGGUUACUACCCUUAAGAUGGAUCCCCACGUCCGGGCGAAAAUGUUUACUGCGGCCCCCUCACUCAAAAGCAAAACAUCCAAAAAACGACUAGUCACUCUGAAAAUUCUUUUCGAUCUUCCUUUAUUUACUAUUGAACUUCGGGGAGAUUCACCUACAGGGGAGCAAGGUUUGGUUGAUUUAUCUUUCCGAGAUUUUGUAUUAAAUUAUGAAAAAUGUCAUCCUUAUGAAACCAAUAUACAGGUAUCUUUGCGUUCUGUAACAAUGGAGGACCUUCUUCAAGCCCAAGAAUCGAAACAACGAGUAAUGGUUAUUUCUUCGGACGGGGGUUUGCCCUGUAAACCAUCGUGUGUAUCUAGAUCAUGUCCAGAAGGUUUUGGAUAUUUUCCGACCCAAAGUAUGUCCCACUGUUCCUUACCUGAUCAUUUAGAACCAGCCAAAGUUUUGGGAGUAGAUAUGCUCAGUAAAAUUUCCCGUCAUGCUGAAAAGCGCGUUAAUGGUUGUCCUGACACACCCCCUCCUUCUCCCAGUGCGAAAGAGAGACCUCAAAAAAACCUUGUGCUAAUUUCAACACUUUUAGUUGAUCCUAGUGCUCCUAAUUUUAAAACACAUUAUAACUCGGUUGAAAGAUCGACAUCUGUUGAUUUUAAUUGCCUUGAUUUAGUAGUUAAUGUAGAAUCAUGGGUAAUUGUUAUAGACUUCUUUAGUGUGACUCCUUCUGAUUACAAACAGGCUCAUAGAAAGGACGAAGAAUCAAAGGCAUUCACUAAAAAUAUUGUAGAAAAAGAAAACGAGGAAACUAACAUUUCGAUACGCUCCCUUAAUGUAGUAUUGGUUAAACCUCAAAGCGAUCUCGCAAAAGUAAAUAUCUCCCACGUCGAAGUUUGCAUUAAAACUGAUGGAAUCCAGAAAGAAGUGAAAGGACAUUUAGGUUCUAUGUCUCUAUUAGAUUUAACACUACAUGGUCAGUUAUAUAAAGAAAGAUUUUUAACAUCUGGAAAACAAGCUUUGCUUUUUAUUUAUACGAGAUUUUCUCCGAACAAAGUCUUAAAUUUUGAUGCACAACUUAAAUUGGAAAUGUCCUCAGUUUCAUAUGUUCACACGAAACGUUUUGUGGCAGAACUACAAGCGUUUUUUAAUCGUUUUACCCACCUACAAGCAGUAAUGCAAAGUAUUAGGACUGCAACUAGUAGACAACAAAAUACGAAUGAAAUUAAAAAAUUAUCCGUAAUUUUGGAAGCGGAAGCUCCGGUUCUCUAUUUGCCAGUUAGUUCAAAAAGUUCUGACCUGUUGAUAGCUGAUUUAGGGCAUUUAAUUGUUACCAACGAUUUUAAAUAUUCUGACAAUGAAGGUGUAAUUAGUGUUGUAAAAAACAAAGAAGCAGGCAAAAAGUGUUUAUUGGAUAUAAUGUUCAUUGAACUUCAAAACGUAGACUUAUUCACCGGAGUUAGGGAGACAAGUUCUAGUAAAACAAAGACCAUAAAUGACACUCACGUGAUUUUAGGAAGUUCUGUUAUAAGACGAAAUGGUGCAUCCCUUUUGAAAAACAAAUGUCACCUAAAAAUACAAGUGGAAAGAAAUCUAUUCAGCGAUAUUUAUCAUACUGUUCCAGAUAUGAGUAUACAAGGGGAAUUAUCGACUUUAGACAUUACAGUGGACGUACAACAAUAUAAACUUAUCAAAGGGUUACUUUUUUACAAUUUGGGAGAGUGUACUGAACACAUUUUACCCUCUGUUUCAAAGUCUAAUUUGGAAGUAAUAAAGCCAAGUGAAAAUGUAUGGACACUUCUCUCCAUAAAAUUCAAUCUGAUGAAUGUAGUACUUGAUUUACAUACAAAUUACAAGUCUGAACCUAUAGCUCGUGUGAAUUUUAUCAAAUCGCAACUCACUGUUGAGUCCUUUAGUAAUUUUAGUCAAGAUGUUGAUUUAGUAUCUCAAGAGAUCGUAGUGAUAGAUACUAGAUCUCAAAACGAAAAUUCCAACAAGCAAAAUGUAUUUACAAACAUUCUGCAAUCCAUCGUCUUCAAUUGCCAAGACGAUCUUGUUCAAUUAGAGGUUCAUAGUAGGAAAAAGCAGGACAAAACGAAAUUCACUAUUCUUUUGAAUAACAUGCGCUUGAUGACAAUCUUUGAUUGGUGGGAGUCUGCAGCGAAAUUUAUUUUUGCAAAUUAUGAAGAGGAGCAGCCAACCUCACCUACUCACGAAUCUUCUAGUUUGAAGAACGAAAAAGGAUCGUUUGAAUUAAAACUCAAUAUUACAGAUUCUGAGAUUGUCAUGGUGCAAGACAUUUCUCAGUGGGACACAAAUGCUGUAAUUUUAAAGGUAUUCAGGAAAAUAAUUUUCACAUUAAUGUUUGAUUUUCAUAUACAUUAUAAAGAUAAUUAUUUUUCUAGGGAUGCCCAGGGCCGAAUAUAUUUUCUGCGAAUGGAAGUGGUGUUGGAGGGGGCAACGUUUUUCGUUAUAUUCGCAGAUGCAGAUACUAUGCCACCACCAAUAAGAGUAGACAAUUUUUCUGAAGUGCCCUUAACGUUUUGGCAGACAUGCUGUAAAGAUUUGUUGCGCUGUAAUGUUCGCGCUCAUACAAGCAUACCCUACGCCUGGGAUGAACCUACAGGAUCUUCAUUUUUGACCGUUUCGGCUCCUGGAGGUGUUUCCAACAAUUAUGAUAUGAAUAAAAUUGGAAAUGUACCCCAACUCACUUACGAAAACUUUAUUUAUAUCGCCUUUGCGGGGACUUUUAAAGAUGGAGAAGAUGUCCUAAAUGACCCAAUGGAUGUCGAGAACCAACAGUUAGUCCUAGAUGUGGUCAAUAGCAAGCAGGUGAUACUGAAUCGCAAAAUUCCCGGUCAGCGAUCACAAUUGUGGCGUAUGACAGCAUCGGGUCAGUUGCAACAUGAAGGUAGCAGCCCACCAUCCCAUCCGCAGCAACCCAGAUCAGAUAAUGUAUUGGUUUUGGACAUUGAAGGACCAGCUCCACAACCGAAUACAUACAACAGAUUAAUGCUGCGCAAACCCGAUUCUAGACGUCGAUCGACUCAAACGUGGCGGUUCACCGACGAUGGCCGUUUGUGUUGUGCCCAUUAUAAAAUGUGCGUGCAAGCCCAGGAUGGAUUCUUUGGGUUAAGACCUGGGAACGCAGCAAUACUAGGGCUUCCUCAGCCAAUAUGUCAUCGUACAACUGAAACAGGUAUUCCUCUGGAACAAGCUGUUACCCGGCAAAGAUUGAGACCAGGUUCGGGUGUAUUAUCAGUUGAAAUAUCGACCGACGGUCCUACACGUGUCCUUAAUAUUAGGGAUAUGCAUGAAAAAAGCGUUUAUGCUGUACCAGAUGAGCGUGAAUGGAAUAAAAUAGUUAAAAAGCAAAGACCAAAGUUCACACGUUAUAGUAAUCAAGAUGACGAUGAUGCUAAGAAAACAGAGUAUCAGUGUACCCUUAAAUUAGCUGGGGUGGGAAUCAGUGUUGUUACUAGGAAACCAUUUGAAGAGCUUUUAUAUGCCAAGUUUGAAACAAUUGUGGGAGAAACUGUAAUUACAAAAAUUGCUAGAACAUUUUGCAUCAGUGUGAGAGAUAUUCAGGUCGACAAUCAGCUUUUAGACACUACAGUGCCUGUUCUGCUGUAUGUAACACCUCCAAAAACUAAUAGAAAUGAUGAUGAAUACUAUAAGCUUCCAGCAUUAGAUAUUUCAACAGAAAUUCAACCAACCCCUAAUGAAAAUGCUGUCAUUUUCAAACAUCUGAUUGUAAAUUUGAAAAAGCUAACAAUUAAUCUUGAAGAGAAAUUUAUCUUAAAACUUUUAAGUUUUAUUGAAAUAGGAUCAAAAGAAGAAGAGACAAUUCCAGACUCCACAAGUGAAUAUGAUUAUGACAUGCAAAGGAUGUUGUCAGAAGUAUCAGCUUCUUAUGCUAAAAGGUAUUACUUUGGUGUAAUACAUUUAGUGCCUAAUCAAAUCAAGCUCAGUAUGAAAACUGCAAGUAAACUACCUCCAGAGUUAAAAGCUGUUAAAAGAAAGUGGGAUAUUCCCUUUAUUAAAUUUGAAGAUGCUUUAGUAGAUCUGAAACCAUUUGUAAGAAGGCAUCCUUUCGAAACCGCUCAAUUUCUGCUCAACUCGAUAAAAAAGCAUUUCAAAGACGAAUUAAUAUGGCAAGCAGCAAUCAUUUUGGGUUCGGUCGAUGUAUUGGGUAAUCCUGUAGGAUUUAUGAACGACGUAUCUGAGGGAGUUUCAGGAUUUUUUACCGAAGGUUCGGUACGCACUUUGGUCAAAAACGUCACGCACGGUCUUUCGAAUUCCGCAGCUAAAGUGACCGAAUCAAUUUCGGAUGGAUUAGGACGCGUUACCAUGGACGAUGAGCAUGAAGAGAUGCGUCAACGCAUUCGACAAGUGGAGCCCGGGAAGAGUGGUGAUCACUUAUUAGCCGGGAUCAAAGGUUUAAGUUUUGGGAUUCUGGGUGGAGCAACGAGCAUAUUUAAACACGUUUACGAAGGCGCUGCAAACGAGGGUAUUCAAGGGGUAUUUUCGGGACUUGGGAAGGGACUGGUUGGGACAGUCACAAAACCAGUAGUGGGAGUACUGGAUUUAGCAUCAGAAACUGCAAGAGCUGUCAGAGAAACUAGCAGAAGCCGGAUCAGCCCUGACCGAUCAAGAUUGCCUCGUUGUGUAUGGGGAACAGGUGGUUUACUUCCCCCCUACAGUAAAAAGCAAAGCAAAGCGCAACAACUUUUGUACACGGUUAGUGAUAGGAAUUUUUCUGAACAUCUGGUGGCGUUUGAACGUUUGAAUUCUGAAGACUUGAAAAUACUUGUUUCGAAUCAAAAAAUAUGGAUAGUGGGCCUCAAUACUGUUCAACUAGAAGUUUAUUUAAGCGAUUUACAACAGUGUCAACCCGUGACUGUCUCAGAAGGUUCUGAUAGUCGCUAUUAUAUAGAAAUAACGAUGAAAGUAUCGAAUGCAAAUAGUACUGCCCUUUAUCAAGAUGCUAUAAAAAGGCCAAUAAUUCGCUGCGACUCGUAUGACUUAGCUCGGUGGGUAUCACAACAAGUCAACUAUGCCAAACGCUUAUAUGAUGAAAGACUGCAUACUCUGACUAGUGACGUUUUGCAAGUCGAAGAAUAAAAGACUGCAGUUUUCAUACUUAAAAGAUCUAUAUAAAUGAACUGUCAUGUUCAAGCUAUCCCAGCUGAUUAAUUUCUUUUUAGAAAAAGAAAUUCUGUCGCCAAAGCUAUUUAUAUUUGUUGUUUUUAUAAUAACAGAAAAGUCCAAAUGUUAGUUCUCAAAUUCAGUAUAAUUGAUUGGUGCCUUAAUUUACGUAGUUAUUUUGUUACGAUUAGUCGUUUUGAUACUUUUCUUAAUGGUAUUAUUAUUAUUAUUAUUAAUUUUGCUGUUAUUAUUUAUUAAAAAUACUUUUAUCAAAG